Messenger RNA from Stegodyphus dumicola, 3378 nucleotides. It is a transcript of the gene drosha, whose product is annotated as ribonuclease 3 drosha. Gene Ontology annotation, biological process: pre-miRNA processing; primary miRNA processing; rRNA processing. Gene Ontology annotation, cellular component: microprocessor complex; nucleus. Gene Ontology annotation, molecular function: ribonuclease III activity; RNA binding. Lineage: Eukaryota; Metazoa; Arthropoda; Arachnida; Araneae; Eresidae. The record is from RefSeq and is a predicted model, not a curated record.
AUGACAAGCAACCCUCUAAUAGAGAAGAUCUUAAAUCCUCUAGAAGAGAAGAGAAACAAAAUUCCAACACUGCUGAAGCAAAAUAUGAUUCCAAUAAAAAUUGUCAUCAAGAAAAAUCAAGACCGUAUAGACCUAAAGAUAGUAUGAAAGUAAGUAGUUAUAAAUCAAAUGACAAAUCCAGUUUUGUAUCCCGUCAUAAGCUGGACAUAGACGGAAAGUGCAGUGGAAGUGAGAGUUCAUCUCAUCAUUUGAGGUCUGACAAAGAGAGAGAACAUCAUAUCUCAUGGACUUCUUACAGAGACAAACAAUCACACCGCUCAGGAAGAUCUAGAUCUCGAGAAAAACAGAGAAGUAGUAGUUCUGAGAGGCAUGACAGAAAGCAUACUGUUUACCACUUAAAAAGCAGAAGUCAAGAAAGGAAUUCCGUAAGUCGAGAAAGAAUUUCCGGAAGUUGCGAUAGAACUUCAAGAAGUCGAGAAAGAAUUUCCAGAAGUUGUAAUAGAACUUCAAGAAGUCGAGAAAUAUUUUCUAGAAAUUGUGAGAGAGCCUCAAGAAGUCGAGAAAAAGUAUCCAGAAAUUAUGAUAGAACUUCAAGAAGUCCAGAAAGAACUUCCAAAACUGCCAAAAAUUUAGAUAGAACUUCAAGAAGUCAAGAAAGAAUUUCCAGAAAUUUUGAUAGAAUUUCCAGAAGUCGCAGUAGAGCUUCCAGAAGCCAUGACAGAACUUCAAGAAGCCGAGAAAGAAUUUGCAGAAAUCAUGAUAGAACUUCCAGAAGUCAGGAAACAAUUUCCAAAAGUCGUGAAAGGCAUUCCAGAAGUCAAGAAAGGGUGAAAAGAGAAAGCAAAUCUGAAAGACGUAGCAGCAAAGAGAAGGAAAAAAUUAAUAUUAAAAAGGAGAAAAGGGACCGAUCUCGAAGUCCACAUCGAGUUAAAAGUGAAAUACCUGAGGAUCGACCAUCUCUGAGUACAAAAGCUAGCAAAUUUAUAUGCUCUUCCUCAGCUGAAUUUUUUUAUACAAAAGUAGAGGAGGAAGUUGUUGCAACAACAGCAUUAAAAGAGUUACAUGAGAAAUUUAAGUAUGAAUUAGUUGAUCGUGCAGAAAGAGUUAGAGCAUCCAAACCUAAAUAUCAGCCACCUCAAAGAAGAACAAAGCUGCGGAAACCUAAGCCUUUGAAAGUAAAUUCAGAUGACGAAAGUUCAAGCAGCAGUGAAGAAUCUUCAGAUGAAGAAGAAGAUACUGCAAUAGAGGAACUGGAAAAGAAAAGAAGGCAUCCCGAUAGACUGCAUUUGGAAUUGUGGUUUAAUGAUCCAAAAGAGAUGAAUGAUGGGCCCUUAUGUAGAUGCAGCGCCAAAGCCAGACGGUCUGGAAUUCGUCACGGCAUUUACGUAGGAGAAGGUCAUUUGCCACCAUGUAAUCCUCUGAGCAACAAUAUGAAAAAAUUGUAUCAUUAUCGAAUCACAAUGACACCUCAUACAAAUUUUUUGACAAAAACUCCAACGACUAUUGUUCAUAAUGGCCAUGAAUAUAUUUUUGAAGGAUUUUCAAUGUUUUCCCACUCUCCUUUACCUAAAUUGCCGAAUUGUAAAGUGAUUCGCUUUAAUUACGAGUAUACUAUUUUGUAUAUUGAAGAAGAGAUGCCACAGAAUUUUACAGUAGUAGGAUUAGAGCUGUUUAUGAAGUAUCUUCUAGUAGAAAUAUUAGAAUUGGUUGACUUAAAUUGGAAAGCUCACGAUGAUAUAAAUGGAUGUCCUCGCUUCCACUUUAUGCCACGUUUUGCUAGAGAAAUUAAAGGUAAAGGGAAGGAACUAUUAUCAUUGUGUGAGGUUUUGAAGUACCUACUGAAUGCGAACAAAAUUUUAAUUGAUGAACAAAAGUUGCCUGAAAUUUUGUCUCUUCCCACCCAAGAAUGGCAAAAUCUUGCUGAUGAAGUAAAAGGAAUGAUUGUAACUUGUCCGGGAAUGAAACCAUCAUCUAUACGUGUUGAUCAGCUGGAUAGAGAGCAAUGUGAUCCAUACAAAGAUAUAUUUCCUGUAAUUGUCCAUUUUGGGGUUCGACCGCCUCAACUGAGUUAUGCUGGAAAUCCACAUUACCAAAAAGCUUGGCGUGAUUAUGUAAAGUAUCGUCAUUUGCUGGCCAAUAAACCAAAGGUGAAGUAUGCUGACAGGCACAGACUGAUGCAGAAAGAGACAAGACUACAAGAAAUGAGAUUAGAAAAUGAUUUGAAAAGGGAUGUUACUGUAGUAAUAAGUAGCAAAGGAUUCUUCAAAACCGGAAUCAUGAGUGAUGUAAUUCAGCAUGCUAUGCUUCUCCCAGUUUUGGUUUGCCACCUGAGGUUUCACCAGUCAUUGAGUAAUCUGGAAGAGAAAAUUGGCUAUAAGUUUAAGGAUCGUUUUCUAUUGCAGCUUGCUCUCACUCACCCAUCCUACAGAGAAAAUUUUGGGACAAAUCCAGAUCAUGCUCGUAAUUCGUUGACAAAUUGUGGAUUACGGCAACCUCAGUAUGGUGACAGAAGAAUACAUUACAUGAAUACACGAAAAAGGGGUAUAAAUACCUUAAUCAAUAUCAUGUCAAGGUUUGGUAGUCAGAAAGAAGCUAUUUCUAGUAUUAACCAUAAUGAAAGGCUAGAAUUCCUUGGGGAUGCUGUUGUUGAGUUUCUUUCCAGUAUUCAUUUGUUUUAUAUGUUUCCUGAUCUAGAAGAAGGAGGUCUAGCAACAUAUCGAGCUGCAAUUGUACAGAAUCAGCAUCUGGCUGUAUUAUCAAAAAAACUUCAGCUGGAAAAAUUCAUGUUGUAUGCACAUGGUUCCGACUUAUGCCACGAUUUGGAGUUAAGACAUGCAAUGGCUAAUUGCUUUGAAGCUCUUAUGGGUGCUUUAUUUCUGGAUGAUGGGAUUGAAGUGGCAGACCGAGUUUUCUCCCAAACCUUGUUUACUGAACCAGAGCUUUAUGAAGUUUGGCAGAAUUAUCCUCCUCAUCCGCUUCAGGAACAAGAGCCUGGUGGUGAUCGAAAGUGGUUGGCAUCUGUUCCUUUACUGCAGAAAUUGAACAAAUUUGAGGAAGAGAUUGGCAUUGAAUUCACACAUAUACGUCUUCUUGCCAGAGCCUUGACACAUCGUAGUUUAGGCUACAAUAAUCUCACACUAGGUUCAAACCAAAGACUUGAAUUCUUAGGUGAUACAGUUUUACAACUUGUUGCUUCUGAAUACUUGUAUAAAUAUUUUCCAGAGCAUCAUGAAGGGCAUUUGUCUCUGUUAAGAAGUUCACUAGUCAAUAAUCGUACACAAGCAGUAGUGUGUGCUGAUCUUGGUAUGGUAGAAUAUGCAAUUUAUCCAUAUUCAAAAGUAGAGCUCAAGCCAAAAGAUAAAGCUGAUUUAUUAGAAG